Messenger RNA from Symbiodinium pilosum, 294 nucleotides. The record is from the annotation of a GenBank genome assembly. Lineage: Eukaryota; Dinophyceae; Suessiales; Symbiodiniaceae.
AUGAAGAAGCUGGGAACCCCGCUGUUUCUGCUGCACUGGGUCCUUAUUCCUUUGAUUGCAUGGCCGCUGCGCGGCUCACACGUGAACUUCGCCGCCGCAUUGCACAUCCUGGCCCAUGUCACCGCAUUUCUUGGCAUUGCCGUUUGCAACCAGCUGUUCGCGCUAGUGCGAGUGGCCACAAAAGCCAUGAGCAGCGACGCUUGGAUGGUCAUGGGGAUGUUGCAGGUGUGUUCCUCGUACUUGAUUGGAGUCCAAAAGCAGUCCAGAAAGCGAGCGGGAAGAUUACAAGACUAG